Cyprinus carpio (common carp) is the source of this 2558-nucleotide messenger RNA. RefSeq names its product docking protein 7b (gene dok7b). Gene Ontology annotation, biological process: neuromuscular junction development; positive regulation of protein tyrosine kinase activity. Lineage: Eukaryota; Metazoa; Chordata; Actinopteri; Cypriniformes; Cyprinidae. The record is from RefSeq and is a predicted model, not a curated record. Gene Ontology annotation, molecular function: protein kinase binding.
CUGAACAACUGUAAAAACCUUUGUCUUGCAGUGCAGGUCUGUGUGUUAAGAGGGUGGGCCAAUGCAUGUGUGAGUUAUGUGGGUGAGAGAGUUUGUGCGUGUUGCAGCAGUGCACACAGCUCAGGAGGUUAUUUUGAAAGUGACCCCCUCACUGCCGCGGACCGCUCACAGCUGUCGGGAACCAUGACACAAGAUGACGGAUACGGUUGUCGUAGAGGGACAAGUCAGACUUCGAGAGGGGAAAAAGUGGAAAAACAGAUGGGUGAUUCUGCGGAAACCUUCGCCGGUUGCAGACUGCCUGACCUUGCUGGUGUAUAAGGAGCGGGGAGAGAAGAGUAAAGGACAGCGGGAGAGGAAUCAGGCCACGCUGAGGGAUAUCUGUGGACUGGAGGCUCUUCAGGGGUUUGAUGGAGUGAAUUACGUGCUCAGUCUGCUCUGCCUGAGCCAGUCUGUCAUGCUGGGCUUCGACAACAAAGUGUCUCUUCUGGCCUGGGAUGCUCGUAUCCGCUACAGCCUUGGAGAGGUCCACAGGUUCAGUGUCAACGUUCAGCCUGGCACCAAACUAGAAAGUGGGCCUGCCUCGCUGCAUUUGUGCAACAACUUGCUUGUCAUCGCCAGAGACCUCCCUCCAACUGUCAUCGGCCAAUGGAAACUGUCAGACUUAAGACGAUAUGGUGCUGUUCCUAAUGGAUUUGUCUUUGAGGGAGGGACACGAUGUGGCUACUGGGCUGGUGUUUUCUUCCUUGCAUGUGCAGAAGGAGAACAGAUCAGUUUUUUGUUCGAUUGCAUCGUUCGUGGCAUAUCGCCAAGCAGGGGGCCGUUUGGACUGCGUCCAGUCCUGCCAGACCCCAGUGCUAACCCAUCAUCUAUAGAAGACAGGAUUAGCCAGGAGGCCAGUGAGCUGGAGAAACGACUCAGUAUGCUGUCCAUUUGUAGUCACCACAGCAGUGCAGCCUCCACCUUCAGUUAUGGUGCCUCCUUGGCAGGAGAUGAUCGGAGCAUCUCCAGCUCCUCCUCUGAGACCAGCCAUUCUGAUAACAGCCUGGGCAGCCGCCUGACGAUAUGGCCUGAGCCAGUCAGACACCCCACCCCUGUCGAACCAUCAUCAUCGUCUUCCCUGUUAGCAGUUGCGGGAUCUAAGAGUACAGCCUGUUCUGUCAGCACGUCCAGUGACGAGCGUCUAUAUGGAGCAAUGAUGGGAGGGCUCCGCCCCCCAUCCAAGCCUCCUCACCCCAGAGGCCUUCAAGAGGCGGGACGCCAGAGCUCAACAGACAGCGGUAUUGCCACCGGAAGCCACUCUUCAUAUUCUGGAAGCUUCUCCUCCUACACUGGUAGUAUGGAUACUGGGCAUGGAGAGACUGAUGAGUUUGGAUCCCUAACAAGCCUCCCUCAAAACCCCAAUUCAAACUCUUACUCCCUUAUCAACACGCCAGUACGAACAAUUCCACUAAUUCCUGAGCACAAACCGUGUGUGUGUCCACUCAGAGAGGCUGCUCAAAUGUACCAGGUACCCACUCUACCUCUGCAGCAUUACGACAUCCCUCGCAGGCUCCUACAACAUCAGGAGCAGUCUUUGGCUGCUGCAAGCCAGGGACAGAGGCCUGAAUGUGGAGCUCUGGGACCAGAGGGCGUCCCUGCAGAUGCCACCCCCAAACAAACUGUCCAACAGAGAUUCAACUGGGGUGGUGACGGAGCAGCUUCCCUUGAAGGUUCCACUACACUGCAAUUACAACCCGCCAUCUGUCCUGACUGUGGGGGAGGAAAGGUGGAGGAGAGGAGCAGGUGUGAGAUGAGAAGCAGUUCUGAGGAGCAAAAGUCUGAUGCUGAUCCAAAAGGCAAUUAUGAGCAGAUGGCAUUUAUGACAGAUGCAUCCAGGUGGCCACAGUUCAGAGCUGGAGAAUAUGGAGAGGCAGGACUGACAGUUACUGACAAACUUCAAGGUGAUUCUGUUAACUAUGUCAAUAUCCCCAUCAGUCCUAUAUCUAAACGCCAGCUGCACUAUAUGGAGUUAGAUCUGCAGGACCGUCCAGAGUCAAGCCACACUGUCAGAGCCGGCUCCAGCACUAAAUACGCCCACAUUGACAUCACUGCAACUGAGACAGCACAGAGGGUCGGAGCCCAGCAUGCACAGGGCCGAGAGGAGAGACUACAGGAACUAGAACAGAAGAGGAGAGGAACACUCACCUGAAAAUAUAAUUAAGUGGAGUCAAAACGUCUGAGACCACAUUGUUAAAUAUAGAUUUUUUUUCCCUUUUAAACCAGGUUUGUGCAUUUUAAAAAUGUUAGAUGAAAAUGUUUAUAAUGUUUAUAUAUUUAAAAUAACAUUUUAAGAUAGUGUCAUAUUUUGUCACUUUUGUGAAUUCUGAGCACAUUUUUUGAAAACAACUUUUAAUUAUUUUCUUGCAUCCACUGAAGCACAAAACAUACGGAGCCUACAUGGCAUGCAGGAAAAAAAUAGUAGGCUAAAUCAUGUGCACGAUUUACUAUUUCGUUCCCUCGAUUUAUAAAUUGUGUGCACGAUUUACAAAUUUUUUCCCUCGAUUUAUAAAUUGUGCGCA